Messenger RNA from Centropristis striata (black sea bass), 1939 nucleotides. Its product is annotated as large neutral amino acids transporter small subunit 4-like. Gene Ontology annotation, biological process: neutral amino acid transport; transmembrane transport. The transcript is spliced from 15 exons. NCBI's taxonomy places the organism in Eukaryota, Metazoa, Chordata, Actinopteri, Perciformes, Serranidae. Gene Ontology annotation, molecular function: neutral L-amino acid transmembrane transporter activity; L-amino acid transmembrane transporter activity. The record is from RefSeq and is a predicted model, not a curated record. The coding region runs from base 188 to 1918 and encodes 576 amino acids.
AAGAAACCAAAGACACGUUCAGUCACUCUGCUGCUCUGUGUGCUGCUCGACGAGGGACAUUUGGUGCUGGAGGGACACAUCUGACUGGUGCGGCUCUAUUGUCCCUGAAUCCAUAGAACCAGGCUCCAGCAGCCACCCUCCCUCCCUCCCUUCAGGCCAGUGAAGUGCGACCUCCGACCCCGCUGAGAUGGCUCCCACCCUGGCCACGGCGUUCUCCCGCCGCUGGUGGAUGGCGGUGACGGCGGUCAUCGAGAACCUGCUCUUCUCUGCUGUGCUGCUGGGCUGGGGAUCCCUGCUCAUCAUGCUCAAGUCUGAGGGCUUCUACUCCUACCUGUGCAGUGGACCAGAAAACAUCUCCAGCCUCAACCUCUCCACCGUGUCCUCCAACUCAUCCUCUGACUCAGAGGAGUACCUGGAGAUGAACGGCUGGCCCAUCUGCAAGGACCAGGACGAGAUGCUGAACCUGGCCUUCACUGUGGGCUCCUUCCUGCUGUCUGCCAUCACCCUGCCCAUGGGCAUCGUCAUGGACAAAUAUGGUCCACGGAAGUUACGACUUCUGGGCAGUGCCUGCUUUGCCUUCUCCUGCCUCCUCAUCGCCUAUGGUGCAAACGAUCCCAACAAUCUGUCAAUCCUGAUCUUCUUUGCCUUGGCGAUGAACGGGUUUGGAGGCAUGUGCAUGACCUUCACUUCUCUGACACUCCCCAACAUGUUUGGAGACCUGAGGUCCACCUUCAUCGCUCUGAUGAUCGGAUCCUACGCCUCCUCUGCUGUCACCUUCCCCGGCAUCAAGGUGAUCUAUGAUCUGGGUGCCACCUUCAUCAUGAUCCUGCUGGUUUGGGCCGCCUGCGCCUGCCUCGUCUUCCUCAACUGCUUCGUCAACUGGCCUCUGGAGCCGUUCCCCGGCCCAGAGGACAUGGACUUCACGGUGAAGAUCAAGUUCAGCUGGCUGGGCUUUGACCACAAGAUCACAGGGAAGCAGUUUUAUCGGCAGGUGACCACAGUGGGGCGCCGUCUCAGUGUCGGCAACUCCAUAAAGCAGCAGAAUCAGCCUGCCAGAGACCUGGCCACGCAGGAGGCCAACAAGCUGUGCCUGUCCACUGUCGACCUGGAGGUGAAGUGCAAGCCCAAGGCUGAGACUCAGACCUUCAUGAAGAGUAUCUUCAGUCCCAUCUUCAUGCUGAGCCUCAUCACCAUGUGUGUGACUCAGCUGCGUCUCAUCUUCUACAUGGGAGCCAUGAACACCAUCCUGGAGUCACUGACGGAGGGAGACCUCAGCACAGUGGAAAAGAUGCAAGUGGUGAGUGUUUACACGUCCAUCUUCGGCGUGCUCCAGCUUCUGUGUCUGAUCACCUCUCCUGUGAUUGGCUACGUCAUGGACUGGAAGCUCAAAGACUGCGAGGACGAGAGUGAAAAGAGUGCCAAGAGGGAGCCUGGUGAGCCUCGCCGCCCCGACAAACAGAUUCAGAAGAUUGUCAACGCCACCAGAGCCUUCAUCUUCACCAACCUGCUCCUGGUUGGCUUUGGAGUCACCUGCAUCGUCCCCAACCUGCCACUUCAGAUUCUGUCCUUCAUCCUGCACACUAUUGUCAGAGGCUUCAUCCACUCUGCAGUCGGAGGCCUCUACGCUGCUGUGUACCCGUCCUCUCAGUUUGGCAGCCUGACAGGCAUGCAGUCUCUGAUCAGCGCUCUGUUCGCCCUGCUGCAGCAGCCGCUCUUCAUGGCCAUGGUGGGACCGCUGGACGGAGACCCUCUCUGGGUGAACGUGGGCCUGUUGGUGCUGAGCAUGCUGGGAUUCUGCCUCCCGCUCUACCUGCUGUGCCACAGCCGCCACCUGCAGCGCCUCAGAGACGAGCGCGACGACGACCCCAAGAUCUACGUCAAGAUGAACUCCGACAGCAAGCCUGAGGCUUUCGUGUAGACCGGGGAGGAAGAACGGAGA